Saccharomycopsis crataegensis is the source of this 921-nucleotide messenger RNA. RefSeq names its product deubiquitinase OTU2 (gene OTU2). Gene Ontology annotation, biological process: protein deubiquitination. Gene Ontology annotation, molecular function: cysteine-type deubiquitinase activity. The transcript has a single exon. Lineage: Eukaryota; Fungi; Ascomycota; Saccharomycetes; Ascoideales; Saccharomycopsidaceae. Bases 1 to 921 code for a protein of 306 amino acids. The record is from RefSeq and is a predicted model, not a curated record.
AUGAGUGAACUAGAGGAAUCGUUAUUAGCAAAGCAUCGCAAAGAAUUGAAAGAUUUGCAAGCCACAGUAACUGGGAUGAAGAAGCAAGCCAAUAAAAAGAACCGCAAACAAGUCAAUAAGAAGUGUCAAGAGUUGGAAGACAAUUUGAAAUCAAAACAUCAACAGGAGUUAAAAGACUUGAAGAAAGAAUUAGGUGGUGAAGAAGAUGACGAGGAAGAAAAUGAUGAUGAUGAAUUUUCCCCAGAGAAGCUUUUGCAGCAAUUAGAACUUGAGAAGAAAGAAGAAGAGGGAGAAAUCGAUGCAGAAUCGGUAAAGAAACAAAAGGAGGAAGCAGCAAUGGCCCCUGGUGAUCAGAAGAAGAAGAAGAGAAAUAGACAAAAGGAAAGAUUGGCUAAGAGAGCCGCCGAACAAGAUAAGAUCCGGGAAGAGGCACAAAGUGAGGCAAUGAACCAGGUUGAUUACGGAGCGAUUGAAAAACAGAGUUUGGAUCAGUUAUGUGAAAAAAUGAAGUUGGUACAGUAUGAUAUUUUGCCCGACGGGAACUGUUUGUUUGCUUCUAUCGGUGAUCAAUUGAAGAUGAGACACGGGAUUGAAGUCGAAGUAAAGGAAUUACGACGCAGAGCUGCGGAUUACAUCAAGAAGCAUGAAAGCCAAUUCCAGCCGUUUUUGUUUGAUGAGGAGACAUUGACAAUGGGGAACCUUGAUGAGUACGUUGAGAAGAUCAAGAACACUAGUGAAUGGGGCGGGGACAUGGAGAUUUUGGCCUUAUCCAAAGAGUUUGACGUUCCAAUCAGUGUGUUGAUGAGCGGCAGGGCAGCUCACCACGUGAAUGAGGAUGGUAGUGGAAGCGAGUUGAAGCUUGUGUACUACAAGCACGUUUACGGGUUGGGUGAGCAUUACAAUUCGCUCCGGGAUGCCUGA